This is a messenger RNA of Pipistrellus nathusii (Nathusius's pipistrelle), 1056 nucleotides long. The record is from the annotation of a GenBank genome assembly. NCBI's taxonomy places the organism in Eukaryota, Metazoa, Chordata, Mammalia, Chiroptera, Vespertilionidae.
AUGGAACCAAAGCGGAUCAGGGAGGGCUACCUGGUGAAAAAGGGGAGUGUGUUCAACACCUGGAAACCCAUGUGGGUUGUAUUGUUAGAAGAUGGAAUUGAAUUCUAUAAGAAGAAAAGUGACAACAGCCCCAAAGGAAUGAUUCCCCUGAAAGGAAGCACUCUGACUAGUCCCUGUCAGGACUUCGGCAAAAGGAUGUUUGUGUUUAAGAUCACUACAACCAAACAGCAGGACAACUUCUUCCAGGCAGCCUUCCUGGAAGAGAGAGAUGGCUGGGUUCGAGACAUCAGGAAGGCCAUUAAGUGCAUUGAAGGAGGCCAGAAGUUUGCAAGGAAAUCCACCAGGAGAUCUAUUCGACUGCCAGAGACUGUUGACUUAGGGGCUCUGUAUUUGUCCAUGAAAGACACGGAAAAAGGAAUAAAAGAGCUGAACCUAGAGAAGGAUAAGAAGAUUUUUAAUCACUGCUUCACAGGUAACUGUGUCAUCGACUGGCUGCUUUCCAGCAAGUCUGUCCGGAAUCGCCAGGAAGGCCUCAUGAUCGCCUCCUCACUGCUCAACGAAGGGUACCUGCAGCCUGCGGGAGACCUGUCCAAGAACGCAGCGGAUGGGACUGCUGAAAACCCUUUCCUGGACAACCCUGAUGCCUUCUACUACUUUCCAGACAGUGGGUUCUUCUGUGAAGAGAAUUCCAGUGAUGAUGAUGUAAUUCUGAAAGAAGAAUUCAGAGGGGUCAUUAUCAAGCAAGGAUGCUUACUGAAGCAGGGGCAUCGGAGGAAGAACUGGAAAGUGAGGAAGUUCAUUCUGAGAGAAGACCCUGCAUAUCUGCACUACUAUGACCCAGCGGGGGGGGAAGAUCCCCUGGGAGCAAUUCAUUUGCGAGGUUGUGUGGUGACAUCAGUGGAGAGCAACCCAGAUGCAACCAAGAAAAGUGAAGAAGAGAACCUCUUUGAGAUCAUCACGGCCGAUGAAGUUCAUUAUUUCUUGCAAGCGGCCACCCCAAAGGAGCGCACCGAAUGGAUCAAAGCCAUCCAGGUGGCCUCCCGGACUGGGAAGUGA